ACUGCAGACUUGGACUUCUCCACGCCUUUUGUUGCAGGAUUUAGCUAAAUAAAGUUAUAUUAUAUUUAAAUUUGUUAAAUAAAGUUAUAUUAUAUUUUAUAUUUUAUAUAUAUUAUAUUAUUAUAUUUUAUAUUUUAUCGUCUUUGCAUGCCAUCAUGCUCUGGCUCCUGUCUGCACUGUGUGCCGCAACGCUGAUCAACAUGUCAGACGCCGUGAGUCGUGACCUCGUCGUGUCCCAGAAGCCGCGUUUCUACGGCAUCAGCCCCGGUCGGUUCGUGACCAUCUACUGCGUGUCCUCCAAGCAACACCUGGCGGCCCACGUGGACUGGUACAAGGCCUCCGAGUACGACCUGGCUGUGUCUGAAAGGCAGAUGCUGCAGGGAGCCAUCACUCGGCACAAAGAUCUGACCCGGAACGCCUUCCUCAUCCUGGCGGAUUUGUCCGUGAAAGACAGCGGAGUCUACUUCUGCAAGAUCAACAACACGUGGGGGGCGGGCACUCAGCUGCAGGUUGCCAGACCCGUGAACAGAGCCCGGGCCGCGCACCAAAGCAAGAUGAAGGACGGUCUCAUCAUCAUGCAAGCGCUGAUGCUUUCUGUCUUUGCCGCCGCGUUACUUCAACGCCACCGCAAAUUGCUGAAAAGCGGAGAGCUCAUCUACGAGGAGCCUGAAAUUGAUCACAUCUACGAGGGCUUGGUCUUGGAGGCGAACGAAGGAGACUUCUACGAGGAGCUGUCGCUGUACGCUCAGGUCACUGAAGCCGCCGAGGCCCCGUGGGAAUGAUGCUGGCAUUUCACCUUGAGCAGAGGUCGUUGUGAUGAUUAUUGUGUUUUCUCUCCUGUUUGAUCCUUCUACAAACUCUACAGGAAGUGCUUUCAUUUCACACAUCAAACUAGUCAGUGCUCGUAGCCGUAUAUUAUCAUCUCCUUUUAACAUGAUUAGAGCCCUCUAGACAGGAAAUAACACCCCUAUAGUCACCUUUACACUCCUAUUACACGAUAUAGGAGACAUAAUAAGAGACAAUAAGACAUAAGACAUACAUGUUAGCAUUGGGAGAGUUCCUUGUUCAUUUUUUACUUCCUGUUUCCGUACAGUACUUCCUGCAGUGGCUAUAGUCUCAUCAAUGUAACAUUACUGCCACCUAGUGACCAGUGUAGAAUACUACAUAUCAUCAUAACGUCUUUGAAUGCAUCUUCUGAAUGCCUUAUAUUUGUAUUUUAUUUCAUUUAGCCAUUUGUAUGCCUGAAAAUGCUUCAUUUAGGCAAAAAAUACGUAAAAUUUGCUUCAAUAAGCAUAUAUUUUUUGACUAAUAAUAGGCUUUAUUCAACCACUUAACAGCACCGAUUUAUUAAUGAACUUCUUUUUUUUUAAACUGAUCAAAUUCGUCAAAUUCGAAGGGUGAAGUGGCAAGGAAUUGCUGUGUAUACAAAAGCAU
This is a messenger RNA of Dunckerocampus dactyliophorus (ringed pipefish), 1434 nucleotides long. RefSeq names its product CD79b molecule, immunoglobulin-associated beta (gene cd79b). Lineage: Eukaryota; Metazoa; Chordata; Actinopteri; Syngnathiformes; Syngnathidae. Gene Ontology annotation, biological process: B cell receptor signaling pathway; B cell differentiation. Gene Ontology annotation, cellular component: external side of plasma membrane; B cell receptor complex. The record is from RefSeq and is a predicted model, not a curated record. Bases 156 to 782 code for a protein of 208 amino acids. The transcript is spliced from 5 exons.